AUGAGAGUUGCGCUCUUCGACGCGACGUGGCUUUACCCACUCAAGGCAAGUCGUCGACUACCACAUCGCGGCCUCUUCUACUUCCUCCGCCGACCAUACUACUGGCCGCUCAUGCGAGCACGACUUAUCCCGAUCAUCUUUCUGUCAGCCUUCGUUUUGACGAUUCUGUUCCUCUUCGCUUUCCUCCCACAGGUCGCCUUCCUCGCCAUCUUCCACGGUCCAGCAGCAUGGCUGAACGGACUAGUCCUGACCUUAGGAGAAGGGGCCGCAAUCGUUGGUUUGCUGUUCGAGGCCUUCUUCGUGGACGAGUCCCAAGUCGACGUCUUCGAUACCGUCCUCAUCGACCAGGGUCUUUCAGAUCUGGUCGCUCAGGGUCGCCUUCUUGAUCAGACAGCCGAAACAUCAGUGAAGAUGCUCGGGAAGCCGACCGUCACAGCAGUGUACGCGCCAUUCAGCUUCAGACAGAUUGUGGAGUUCGUGAUCCUGCUGCCGGUGAACUUGAUACCUUUCGUGGGCGUGCCCAUCUUCCUGAUCCUCACUGGCUACCGAGCGGGCCCUUUCCACCACUGGCGCUACUUCAAGCUGCUGGGAUUGAACAAGAAGGAAAGAAACGUCUACAUUAAGAGACGACAGAUGAAAUACACCUGUCCCUGUGCUGCAGAUGUUCUUCCUUAUGACGACGGCCUGCGGGGCUGCGCUAUGGGCAGCGAAGAUGGAGAAGGCGAGACGGUCACGAGAAGAAGCGACAACUGGUGCCGAGCACGAGCCAUAUCGCGAUGA
Messenger RNA from Cyphellophora attinorum, 780 nucleotides. RefSeq lists its product as uncharacterized. Bases 1 to 780 code for a protein of 259 amino acids. Lineage: Eukaryota; Fungi; Ascomycota; Eurotiomycetes; Chaetothyriales; Cyphellophoraceae. The transcript is spliced from 3 exons. The record is from RefSeq and is a predicted model, not a curated record. Gene Ontology annotation, cellular component: prospore membrane; ascospore wall; lipid droplet.